Molecule: messenger RNA, 4025 nt
Organism: Poecile atricapillus (Black-capped chickadee)
Lineage: Eukaryota; Metazoa; Chordata; Aves; Passeriformes; Paridae
Product: S-adenosylmethionine sensor upstream of mTORC1
Exons: 5
Coding region: 41-1246 (401 amino acids)
Biological process (GO): negative regulation of TORC1 signaling
Source: RefSeq, a predicted model, not a curated record
CCCCUGGGCCGGGCGGUGCGCGGCGAGCAGCGGGAACACCAUGGAGGCCGCUCCGCAGCCCCGGCCCGGCGGGGCCGCCGCCGCCCCGCCGCCACCCCCGGAGCAGGAACGGAAGCUGGAGCAGGAGAAGCUGUCGGGGGUGGUGAAAAGCGUCCACCGGCGGCUGCGCAAGAAAUACCGGGAAGUGGGAGACUUUGAUAAGAUCUGGCGUGAGCACUGUGAGGAUGAGGAAACCCUGUGUGAAUAUGCUGUGGCAAUGAAAAACCUUGCAGAUAAUCACUGGGCAAAAACUUGUGAAGGGGAAGGCCGAAUUGAAUGGUGUUGCAGUGUAUGCCGAGAGUAUUUUCAGAAUGGUGGAAAAAGAAAAGCACUUGAGAAAGAUGAAAAAAAAGCACUUCUUGCUUCUAAGACCACUCCAGCUUUAAGUGUUCCUCAGACUCCCAAGAUUGAAGAUCCUUUGCCAAACUUUGGCUUGACAAAUCAUGAAGCUAUGACAGAAGAGUUCCUUCACUCCUUGGGAAAGAUCAGAUUACUUGAUGUUGGUAGCUGCUUUAAUCCAUUUCUGAAGUUUGAAGAAUUUCUAACAGUUGGCAUAGACAUUGUUCCAGCUGUUGAGAGCGUAUACAAAUGUGACUUCCUAAAUCUUCAAAUUCAGCAACCUCUUCAACUGGCACAAGAUGCUAUAGAUGCCUUUCUUAAGCAACUGAAAAAUCCCAUUGAUUGUCUACCUGGAGAACUGUUCCAUGUUGUUGUUUUCUCGCUCCUCCUUUCUUACUUUCCAUCACCCUAUCAGCGAUGGAUAUGCUGCAAGAAGGCACAUGAACUCCUCGUAUUAAAUGGCUUACUGCUUGUAAUAACUCCUGAUUCAUCUCAUCAGAAUCGCCGGGCUAUGAUGAUGAAAAGCUGGAAAAUUGCCAUAGAGUCCUUGGGUUUUAAACGCUUCAAGUAUUCCAAAUUUUCUCACAUGCACCUGAUGGCAUUUAGGAAAACUUCCCUGCAAACAACAAGUGACUUAGUUAGCAGGAACUACCCAGGAAUGCUGUAUAUCCCACAGGAUUUCAACAGUAUAGAGGAUGAGGAGUAUUCCAACACUGCCUGCUAUGUUCGGUCAGACACAGAAGAUGAACAGCUAGCUUACGGUUUUAUGGAGCUGCCUGAUGCUCCCUAUGAUUCAGACUCUGGAGAAAGCCAGUCUAGUUCCAUUCCUUUCUAUGAGCUAGAAGAUCCUAUAUUGCUUCUAAGUUAAUGUAGUCGUUGAAAUGCCCUUUCAGUCAAACCUCUUGCUUAACUAAUUUUGCUAUACUAACAUGGGUUCAACACAGAAAAAUGGUUUGCAUAAAGAAAAUGCAAAGGUUUACAGAGUUUGCUAUUUUUUUCUACUUUUGAAUUUUAAAAUUUAUUCUUGUAUGAAAGUGAAAAAAUACAAGUUUUAUGCAAAUGACUCAUGUCAUAGCAUAAAUUGCUGUUACUUUCUUUAGAUUUGUAUCGCUAUUUUUUUCCCAGAAAGGUACCAUUCUUUUCUUUAGUGCUGUGAAGUGUGAGUUCUAUUUAAUUUGUUAAAUGUUGUUUCAGUAUUUUAAGUCAAUGUGGUUGAGCUUAAGGCACUGGAGUUGGUGGGCUUCUGAGAAGUAAAUGUAGGAAGAAAUAAUUUGCACUUUAAUUAAACGUGCAGAUAGGUUAAGACACUUAGUUACAAACGUCCCUUCUUAAUUAUGGAACAAAACUUUUUUCUUCCAAAAUUUGUUUCACUCUGGUUAAGCCUGGGCUGGAGAAACGGUAAUGCUUGCACAUUUGAUUUUAUGUUUAUUGCAGCCCUCUUGACAUAACACCAAAACACUGGAAUAUAUUCAUCCACAGUUACACAUACUGUGUAGUUUCAUUGCAUAAAUAGCAAUUUCUGAUGAGGCUUUUCCCCCAGAGGAGUAUGGUACGUCUAGACAAUUAUGUUUCACUUCAAAGCUGGAAUAUGUUUUGCAGUUUUAUGAGUAUACAAGCACUAAUAUAUAUCAGUAUUUCCCCAACUACAGUGUUCUGUAUUCUCUUCCAGCUGUGUUUUUUGGGGGACAGGAUGAGUUUUGUCAUGUUUUAUAGUAAAUUAUUUAUGCAUUUUUAAAAGAAACAACUUUUUUUUGAAUUGUCCUUAUUUGUAGACCUUCUAAGUUAGCCAGUGACUACAAACUGAUUUUUUAAGAAGGAACAUAACUGUACAGGUUUUUCAAGGAUACACAUAUUUGCAUAAAGCCAUGUAAUUCAGACCACACAAGUGAAGUUAACACAUGCUUUUUGUUUGCUUAUUAGGACCCAAAAAUCUCUUGUUCAGUUAAAUAAAAACUGACUGAAAAUGGGUCUGCACUGUAAGGAGAUGAAACAUCUGUUUUUACAUCUAUUAAAUUUUUAAUUUGUGUAAUGAAUCUGUGAGUUUUUGCAGGAAAAAUCAAUUCUGUUCAGUGGUUAAAAAAAGAGGAUUCAUUAUUGGUUUAGCUUAGAUUUUCCUCCAUUUAAAAAUAAUGGCCAGAACUUUCUGAUUUGGAUAUUAGGCUCUUAAAUCUAUAUGUAAGUGCCUAGUAGUAAAUGAUUUGAACUAGGUGCCAGAUCAUGAUGUAUUUCUGACUGCUGAAAAUUGGUAAAACAAUACUAAUACAUUGUCACAGGUGAUUGUGAUGAUGUAUAUUACACCAUAAUAAACUGCCACGUUGUAUUUAUAUGAAAGUUGCUAGAUAAAUUGAAGUGUAGUGUGGAUUUUACAGUGGUUGCUACAAAAAUGCAACUUAGUCCUUCCAUUGAAGUUUUGCACUGAAUGUGUCACAGUUUGACCUACCUGUUUUUCUUUUAUAGUAUUUCUUACAUAGAGUAAUCACAUUGGUCCAGCUUAUGCUCAAAUGUGAUCUGGACUGUGGUGCUGUAUUCUUUAACAUAAGCUUUUUGUAUCUCUUUUUGAAUUUAAAGCAUUCCCAAAUACCUAAUUCAAAUUUGUUAUUCAGUCUGAAUGAUAGAGUUAUACAAACCAAACAAUUAUAUUCUGAUGUGUACAAAAGAAAAGAAUUAAGGUUAGACAUACAAGAGUCAUGGUUCACUUGGUAAUUUUUGUUACAGAGAAUACUUCUCUAAUGAAAUACACAAUGGCUUCAAAAUUGGCUUUAAGACACUAUUUUCAUUAAAAUGUUUGUCACUGAAAGCCUUUCUCCCCAAUUAACCACUGGUUCCAGCAGUGCUCAUGUUAAAAUACUGCUGCUGUAAAUUCAGCUGUUUAUGGGAGGUUAAUAUGUGCAUUCUUCAAAGUAUACCUAAUAACUGAUUAACUGAUACUCGAUUUAAAAAGUAGUACAGCAUCAGGCAUAUGUGUUUGCAUUGAUUACUGUAAAUUGGUUUGCAAUUCAUACACAAAGAAGUGCAAUUCAGAUGAAGAUUUAUCCCCCAAAAUAGCUUACAUAUUAAGAUUCCAAGUUUAAUUCUUUUUGGGAGGUUGGUGACAACACUGUGGUUUAGGGACCUGAGAUUCAUAACAGCUUGGUUUUCUUGCUGAUCAUUCUAAACGCCCAAAGUGGGUUUAUUGGUUAUUUGGUUUUGUGGGUUUGUUUUUGGUUUUUUUUUUUCUUUUUUUUGGUUUGGUUUGUAUUGGUUUUUUUCACAAGGAACAGGAGAUUGUGGUGGAGGAGGAAAGUGAUUUACAUAAAUACUUACAUCUCCCUUAAUAAUAAAGUGGUGAUAUCAGGAGUUGUAUAUUUGACUUUGGUGCAAGAAUAUUAUUUCUAGGUUAUGAAAUAUUCAAAAAUUAUGACUGUGCAAGACAUCUUUCACUCUUAAGGUGCUGGAGAAGAAAAGGAAGAAAACAUGUAUUGGCAUCUCUGUUGUCUUUUAUGUCACUACUUUUGUGAACAAAGCACAUUUAUUAAAAAAAUUCUGAAAAACCAAAAACAUUCUAAAAAAUUCUUUGGGGUCGAGCUACUGUCUUUUUUCUUUCUGUGCCAUCUGUUAAUGUUGAAAUCCAGUGAAAUCAAUGCAAAGCUAUUUUCUUUAUUUUCAAG